This is a messenger RNA of Thrips palmi, 1058 nucleotides long. Its product is annotated as cuticle protein 7-like. The transcript has 5 exons. The record is from RefSeq and is a predicted model, not a curated record. The coding region runs from base 87 to 749 and encodes 220 amino acids. Gene Ontology annotation, cellular component: extracellular matrix. NCBI's taxonomy places the organism in Eukaryota, Metazoa, Arthropoda, Insecta, Thysanoptera, Thripidae.
UCUCCGUGCGACGGUAAAGUCUCGAGUGCAGUGCGGUGCGUGGUCAGUGUUUUGUGGUGCUCCUCCUCCAUCUCCUCAAAGAAGACAUGGCAGUCAACGGCAAGCUCCAGGCGGCGGCCGUCCUCCUCCCGGCCGUCCUGGCCAUGCUGCACGUGGCGGCCGCCAGGCCCGGCUACGCGCCUGUCCCCGUGCACAACGUCGACUACUACAGCCACCCGCGGUACGCGUUCAACUACGGCGUGAGCGACCCCCACACCGGUGACCACAAGCACCAGUCCGAGACGCGCGACGGCGACGUGGUCAAGGGCCAGUACUCCCUGGUGGAGCCCGACGGCUCCGUGCGCACCGUGGACUACACCGCCGACUCCGUCAACGGCUUCAACGCCGUGGUCAGCAAGUCCGGCCCCGGCAUCCACGACUCGCCCGCCAUCAAGGUGCCCGUGGCCGUGCCGCUGGCCACCAAGGUCGUCCAGCCCGUGGCCCCCGUGGCCGUGGCCGCCAAGCCGUACACCACCAUCGCCGCGGAGUACAGCGACAUCGCCUACGCGCCCGCACCGGCGCCCAUCGUUGAAACAGCGCACCCCCACCUGACGCACGCCGCCCUCAGCGCCCCGGCCGGCCACUUCCAGGAGUACGACGUGUACGACGAGGCCGGCAGCUACCUCGGCCUGCUCGGCAGCAACGGCCACUACACGGCGGCGGCCUCCGCGCCCCACGAGGCCUACUCGCAGUACGACGGCUACUACUAGUGCUGCAGGCCGCCGCGCAGGGGGCGCUGCAACAACUCGCCCCCCACCGCCUUCAAAAUAAGUCUGUGAAGCUGUGUGCAGAGCCGCGCUUAAGUUAUACGGGUGUCCGCGUGUUGAGUGUGUGCAUGUGCGUGUGCGUGUGUGUAGACUAGUAAUGUUGUGCUGUAAAUACAAGGCUUUCCGUUAUUAUUUUUAUUAUUAUUAUUUAUGACGCGCAACAAACGCCCAACCUCACUGCCCCGCUGUCUUUACGAUUUGUACUGUCUGUUAUCGAAAUUGCGAAUUAAACUUGGUUUUACAUCACCACGA